AUGUUUAAGGCUUGCGUUAAUCGGAGUGUCAGACUCACUGCCAAAUCCACAUUGGGACCCUGGUACUUAAGCGCUGGCAGGAAUUCCUGUGUGCGGUUUAAUUCUUCUAAAGCUCCUGGCAGUGACGAGAUCAAAUCCGAAAUUCAGACACAGCUGCCGUCGUUCGAUCAAGCUACCACGGCUACAAGCGACGCAGUUGCCUCGUUAACAGAUCAGGCAUCACAAGUUGUUGGAGAUGCUUCAACGCAUAUCGGUUAUUUGAGCAGUAUCGGUUUAGCCAAAUCUUGGUGGUGGCCGCCAGAACUUAUCCAGAAUGUCAUGGAGCAAAUUCAUGUUUAUUCCGGCAUGCCUUGGUGGGGAACGAUUGUGACGACUACUGUACUCGUCCGUCUUCUAAUGUUUCCAUUGUACGUCAAAUCUUCCGACACAAUGGCGCGUAACUCGAAAAUCAAGCCAGAACUAGAUGCUAUAAACGCAGAGCUCAUGGCGUCCACGGAUAUGAUAGAGGGCCAAAAAGUUGCUAUGAAAAGAAAAAAGUUGAUGGCUGAUAAUGGGGUAAAAAAUAGGUAUUUGGCGGCUCCUAUACUUCAGGUUCCCGUUGCUCUCGGGUUCUUCUCAGGUAUCAGACAGAUGGCCAAUUAUCCAGUAGAUGGAUUUACGGAUCAAGGUAUAGCUUGGUUUUCUGACUUGACUUUGGCAGAUCCAUAUCUUGGUCUUCAAAUCAUUACUGCUUCAGUCUUCAUUUCUUUCACCAGACUUGGUGGUGAAACGGGUGCUCAACAGUUCUCUCCUACUAUGAAAAACUUCUUUACCAUCAUGCCUCUUGUGUCUAUUCCUGCUACGAUGAACUUGGCCUCUGGUGUAGUCCUGUAUUUCGCGGUUAACGGAGCCUGCUCCGUUGUGCAGACAUUGCUUUUGAGAAAUAAAUGGUUUAGAAAGAAGCUCAACAUCGCGGACGUUGUUAAGCAUGCACCAAGCACAAAUGGCCCCGCAAAAGGCAUAAUCGAUACGUUCAGAGAAAAUAUGCAAAAAGCAAGAGAGCAAGCAGAAAGAAGACAGCUAAUGCAAGAGAACGAGAAAAAGAUGCAAGAGGCUGCAAAAGAGCAGAAAGCCAGCAAAACGAUCAAGAUUGUUCGCAGAUCCGAUUUCAACAAGCGUUCAAAAAAAUAG
Lachancea nothofagi CBS 11611 is the source of this 1170-nucleotide messenger RNA. The record is from the annotation of a GenBank genome assembly. NCBI's taxonomy places the organism in Eukaryota, Fungi, Ascomycota, Saccharomycetes, Saccharomycetales, Saccharomycetaceae.